Molecule: messenger RNA, 1470 nt
Organism: Puma concolor (puma)
Lineage: Eukaryota; Metazoa; Chordata; Mammalia; Carnivora; Felidae
Gene: CLEC14A
Product: C-type lectin domain containing 14A
Biological process (GO): cell migration
Cellular component (GO): external side of plasma membrane; extracellular matrix
Molecular function (GO): extracellular matrix binding; extracellular matrix protein binding
Source: RefSeq, a predicted model, not a curated record
AUGAGGCCGGCACUAGCUCUGUGCCUCCUCUGGCAGGCGUUCUGGCCUCGACCUGGCCGGAGCGAGCACCCCACCGCAGACCGCGCGGGCUGCUCGGCCUCGGGGGCCUGCUACAGCCUGCACCACGCUACCAUCAAGAGGCUGGCGGCCGAGGAAGCCUGCAGUUUGCGCGGCGGGGCGCUCAGCACGGUGAGCGGGGGCGCAGAGCUCCGGGCGGUGCUUGCGCUCCUGCGGGCAGGCCCGGGGCCCGGAGGGGGCUCCAAAGACCUUCUGUUCUGGGUGGCGCUGGAACGCGGGCGAUCGCACUGCACUCUGGAGAAAGAGCCAUUGCGGGGUUUCUCCUGGCUCUCCCCCGACGUCAGCGUGUCCGAAAGCGAGACGCUGCAGUGGGUGGAGGAGCCUCAACGCUCCUGCACUUCUCGGAGUUGCGCAGGACUCCAGGCCACCCGGGGGGUUGAGCCCGCAGGCUGGAAGGAGAUGCGAUGCCACUCGCGCGCCAAUGGCUACUUGUGCAAAUACCAGUUUGAGGGCUUGUGCCCGGCGCCGCGCCCCGGGGCCGCCUCUAACUUGAGCUACCGUGCGCCCUUCCAGCUGUACAGCGCGGCUCUGGACUUCAGUCCCCCAGGGACCAAGGUGAGUGCGCUCUGCCCUGGGCAGCUCUCCAUCACAGCCACCUGCAUCGUGGACGAGGUCGGCGCGCGCUGGGACGGGAUACCCUCCGGGGCUGUGCUCUGCCCCUGCCCCGGGAGCUACCUCCGUGCUGGCAAAUGCGCAGAGCACUCUAACUGUGUAGAUGACUUGGGAGGCUUUGCCUGCGAAUGCGCGGCGGGCUUCGUGCUGGGGAAAGACGGACACUCUUGUGUAAUCAGUGGGGAAGGACAGCCGGUCUCUGAGGGGACCGAGGUGCCCACCAGGCCAGCCACUGCAGCCAGCCCCGAUCAGAAGAGAACGUGGACACCCAGGGUACCUGAAAAGCCAAGGGAGGUACCACAUGUCCUUGGACAAGGCAGUUCAGCAACAUCUAUUGCCGAGAUUCCUCAGUGGGGAGCACAGAGCACGAUGUCCACUCUUCAGAUGUCCUCUCAAGCUAAUUCAAAGGCCGCCAUCACCUCUUCAGGAAGCGUGACUCCCAAGUUUAAUUCCACGUCUUCCCCUGCCAUUCCCCAGGCUUUCGGCUCCUCCUCCACCGUGGUCUUCAUACUUGUGAGCAUAGCGGUCAUAGUGUUGGUUAUCUUGACUAUGACAGUGCUGGGGCUUUUCAAACUCUGCUUCCACAAAAGCUCUUCUUCCCAGUCAAGAAAGGAGCCUUUGGCCCAGCCAGGCAUGGAGAGUGGUACCGAGGCCACUGCUCUGCGCUCCAGUUCUGUACAUUGCACAGACAAUGGGGUGAAGGUAGGGGACUGUGGUCUGCGGGACAGAGCGGAGGGUGCCUCACUGACAGGGUCCUCUCUUGGGUCAGGUGACACAUAG